AUUUUGUUCUGGGGAUUGAGAGAUCUGAAGCGAGUGAAUUUGUCCCAGGUGGAUAGACCUCGAGUGGACAUUGAAUGUGCUGGAAGAGGGGUCCAGUCAUCUCUCAUCCAGAAUUAUAAGAAAAAUCCCAAUUUCAGCACUUUGGUCAAAUGGUUUGAAGUGGAUCUGCCUGAAAAUGAACUCCUGCAUCCACCCCUCAAUAUUCGUGUGGUGGAUUGCCGUGCCUUUGGGCGUUACACCCUUGUGGGAAGCCAUGCUGUCAAUUCCUUACGGAAGUUCAUCUAUAGACCUCCAGAUAAGAAGACUCCACAUUGGAGCACAGCAGCUAAACUUAUGAACGCCUAUAUGACUCUUGCAAAUGGGGGGCCCUACUCUCACCCCACAGGUGAAAUUGUGGUUAACAUGGAGCCAGAGGUUCCCAUCAAGAAGAUGGAGACCAUGGUGAAGUUGGAAGCGAAUUCUGAUGCUGUUGUGAAGGUGGACGUGACAGAAGAAGAGAAGGAGAAAAAGAAGAAGAAGAAGAAAGGAAAUGCAGAAGAAGUUGAGGAUGAGGAGCCUGAUGAGAGCAUGCUGGACUGGUGGUCCAAGUAUUUUGCUUCCAUUGAAACUAUGAAGAUACUUCGGCAGCAAGAGGCAGCUGCAGCAGAAGCUGAGGAGAAAGAAGAGAUGGACACCAGUGAAAUGAGACUUGAGGACUCUCCUAUGAAAGGCUCAAAAGCCCAAGGAAAGACCAAAGACAAAGUCAAAUUAUCCAAAGAGGACAAGAAGAAAAAACAGCAGCAGCCACAGCCUGAUGCCCCUGAAAAGAAGAGCAAGCAGAAGAUUGAUGAGAUGAAGGUGUAUCCCAAAGAACUGGAGACAGAGUUUGAUAAUUUUGAGGACUGGCUGCAUACUUUUAACCUCCUUCGUGGGAAGAUUGGAGAUGAUGAUGACAAUUCUGCAGAUGAAGAUCGCAUUGUGGGAAGAUUCAAAGGAUCCCUGUGUGUUUAUAAAGUGCCUCUUCCUGAUGAUAUCACCAAGGAGGCUGGAUAUGACCCUACUUUUGGCAUGUUCCAAGGAAUUCCAAACAAUGAUCCCAUCAACGUGUUGGUCCGGGUCUACAUUGUGAGGGCUACUGAUUUGCAUCCUGCUGACAUCAAUGGCAAAGCUGACCCUUACGUUGCCAUCAAACUGGGAAAGACAGAUAUCAAAGACAAGGAGAAUUACAUCUCUAAACAGCUGAACCCAGUCUUUGGAAAAUCCUUUGAUAUUGAGGCUACAUUCCCUAUGGAAUCCAUGUUGACGGUGGCUAUUUAUGAUUGGGAUUUGGUGGGCUCAGAUGAUCUGAUUGGUGAAACAAAGAUAGAUCUGGAGAACCGAUAUUACAGCAAGCACAGAGCAACCUGUGGCAUUUCUUGGAACUAUGCUCUACAUGGAUAUAAUAUGUGGAGAGACCCCCAAAAGCCUACCCAAAUCCUAUCCAAGCUUUGUAAAGAAGGAAAAAUUGAUGGUCCCCACUAUGGCCCUGGAGGCAGAGUGAAGGUGACCAAUCGAGUCUUCACCGGCACCACUGAAGUAGAGGAUGAAAAUGGUCAGAAAAAGCAGACAGAUGAGCAUCUGGCACUGACUGUGUUGCACCACUGGGAGGAAAUCCCGCGUGUGGGCUGCAAAUUAGUGCCUGAGCAUGUGGAAACAAGGCCAUUGCUGAACCCAGACAAGCCAGGCAUUGAGCAGGGACGGCUGGAGUUAUGGGUGGACAUGUUCCCGAUGGACAUGCCGGCACCAGGCCCUGCCAUUGACAUCUCACCAAGGAAACCAAAGAAAUAUGAACUUAGAGUAAUAAUCUGGAACACUGAUGAGGUAGUCCUGGAGGAUGAUGAUUACUUCACUGGCGAGAAAUCCAGUGACAUUUUUGUCCGGGGGUGGUUGAAGGGCCAGCAAGAAGACAAACAGGAUACUGAUGUCCACUACCACUCACUGACAGGAGAGGGCAAUUUCAACUGGCGCUACAUCUUUCCUUUCGACUACCUUGCAGCUGAAGAAAAGAUUGUUAUUUCUAAGAAAGAGUCUAUGUUCUCCUGGGAUGAAACCGAAUACAAGAUUCCAGCCCGACUCACAUUACAAGUGUGGGAUGCUGAUCAUUUUUCUGCUGAUGACUUCCUUGGAGGCAUUGAGCUUGACUUGAACCGCUUCCCGCGUGGUGCUAAGACAGCCAAGCAGUGCAGCAUGGAGAUGGGAACUGGUGAAAUAGAGGUGCCCCUGAUCUCUAUCUUCAAGCAGAAGAGGGUGAAGGGCUGGUGGCCCUUUUUGGCUCGAAAUGAGAAUGAUGAAAUGGAGAUGACGGGUAAAGUGGAAGCUGAGCUUCAUUUACUGACAGCUGAGGAAGCUGAGAAAUGUCCAGCUGGAUUGGCUCGUAAUGAGCCAGACCCAUUGGAAAAACCCAACCGUCCAGACACAUCCUUCAUCUGGUUCCUGAACCCACUCAAGUCUAUCAGAUACCUCAUUUGUACCCGUUACAAAUGGCUCAUUAUCAAGAUUGUCCUGGCUCUUCUACUUCUCAUCAUGGUGGCCCUUUUCCUUUACUCCAUGCCUGGUUAUAUGGUCAAGAAGCUUCUGGGAGCAUGAGACAGCUGCCCUAUUCUCCCAUUUCUGACCUGAUUGUCAGAAAUAGCCUUUCAUUUCUGUUUCGUAGUUUCCUUGUGUAUUUUUGGAUCUUUUCCUUUUUUAAAAAAAUUGAGAAUUGCUUUAUUGUUGCUUUAUGACUUCAAAAAGGAAGUGUGUCCUCCCUUCCAAGGUUCACUGUAAGUUCUUUUCAGCACUGUCCUUCAGUCUCUUCAACAACCUAAUGCCUCCCCUCUCACAUUUAUUUGUUGUUACCUCAAUUUCAGUGUCCUCCACGUACGAAUUAAUCUUAAAUGGAAUUACCUUGACAACCAGGAUUCCAUUUUGUGUGGAUUGCAUUUAUCCCACUCCUUCUGGGUUUUUUUUUUUAAUUGUUUUCUUCCUUUGCUGAUAUCACAAAGUGUAUCUCCCCCAAAAGCUGAAAUUUCAACGCAUUUCUGUUCAUAUUAUAUUUGGAGUGAUCAGCUACUUAAGAAAUCUUGGCAUAUUUUCUUGGAAUCUGAUGCUGCAGUUUCCCCUGACUAAGAAAAGAGUUUGCCCCCUGCUUCCCUGACAGUGUAACAGUUUAUUGCAAUGGAAAAUAUGAAGGCUUGCCCUUCCAAGGUUUUGCACGAACAUAACUAGCAACUUCUUAGCUUCAGACAACAAAAGAAGAUAAGCCGUCAUUUUGUUUUGUUGGAGUGUGUAAUGUAGUGUCAAAAAUGUGAACUGCAACGGCCCCAAGAUAUGAGUUCAGUUCAUAGGCAAAUUAUUAUUUUCCUCAUUUUAGUUCCUUCUUUGCAAUUUGUUGUGAGGUGCACAUUAUACUGAAAUAAACUAAAAUUGACACACUUCAAAACCUAAUUAUUAAAUAAAAAGAGCAGGCAAUUCUUGCUCAAUCUUGAAACAUUCAAUGCUUUAAAAACAUCCUGGAAUCAUUAAAGAAAUAUUGCUUGGAUAUGCACCUGUGAACACAAUUAUACUCCAUUAAUGCAACUGGGAAAUAAAAGAAUUUUCAUUUUUUUAAGAUGACCACUAUAAUGGGAUUGGUUGUGCUCCUUGGACAGGUUUUUUUUAUAUUUUCCAAUUGGAAGAACUGACAAAUUCAGCUUUGUAGAACAUUGUGGAAAGGCAAUGUUUCAUAGAAGGCCAAGAUGUUCUUUUGAACUUUUAAUUAUCACGUAUAAAGCUGGUAAACAGCUGCUUUUUAUGGUAUGUGAUUCAACAGGAAGUAGGAUCAGCUGCUGAAAAAAGUAACCACCAGAAUAAGAAGUGUGGUAGGGUUGGGGAACACAUUAUAAUGCUGUUUCCUUUUUAAUGGAAAAUUAUAUCAUAAGUAUGGGUCUGAUGGUAAAGCCCUCUACACUGGAUGAGAGCAGGAAAGAUGGAGUGAAAUAUCCAGCUUGACCUAUUAAACUCAGAUUAUGCUGUGGGAAUGUAGGCAAUGCCAAGUGAUACUGAAGGAAAUCUAACAUGGCCAGUUGAUGCUAUUAUCAUUUCCCAAAACUGGGUAUCUCUUCAAAGCCCAUACAUAUUUAGUUCAAUCUAUCCUCCCAUGCACAUUCAGUCCUCUCCAACAGAGAGGACCAUUUAAAAGCAUCUUUCUUAAUUCAACGGUCCCGUGCUCCUAAGCAUCAUCUCUUUAACAUGAACACAUUAAGAUGCUGUUCAUCUUAUUCUCAUUCUACCUGUUUCUUAACCUACUGUCCCUGCUAAGAGUUGGUAUCCAAAUGUUGGUACCAUUAUGGCACCAAAAAGCUGAAUGGUGUGUUGUGAGUGACGGUACAAAUUUUGUCACUUUGUACUUGCAUCAUGCACUGGAGGGUGCAGGCUGUGAUGUCACGGCACAUAUUUUAUCACAUGCUACCCUGCCUCCCUCACCCAUGCCUGGUACCUAGGAGACAUAAUGUGUAUGUCAAGUGUGGAUGUGGACUUUACAUCACUAACACAUUUUCUUGCAAGCCAGUUGCAGAAGCAUGCAAGGUGGGAGGGAGGGUAGCUACAACUCCUUCUAGUUUUAAAUGAUAAUAAUUGUUUCUGUUAGACUUACGUUAUGAAUCAGAUACCUCUCCCAAACAUCUGCUCGAUAAGCAAGUCUACCAUGCUCUAGUAUCAUAAGGCAAAGGUCCCCAACCUUUUUGGCACCAUGGACUGAUUUUGUGGAAGACAAUUUUCCCACAGAUCGGAGGGAGAAGGGAUGGUUUUGGUUUCACUCACCGCUCACCUCCAGCUGUGCAGCCUGGUUCCUAAUAGGACACAGACCGGUACUCACCCAUGGCCCGAAGUUUUGGGAUCCCUGACAUAAGGGACCUGCAAUAGCUAAAACAAGCAAAAAAUCUGCCUCUCCAGGAGGCAAAGAUAACUUACAAGUUGGAAGGAGAUGUGAUAUCCUAAGCGUUAACUGACCAGAUUUCUAGGAAAAAAGAAACAUAGCACAAUUGCACUGCCUUUUUGCUGUUCUCCUUCACAGCGUAGCACAAAGUG
Molecule: messenger RNA, 5064 nt
Organism: Thamnophis sirtalis
Lineage: Eukaryota; Metazoa; Chordata; Lepidosauria; Squamata; Natricidae
Source: RefSeq, a predicted model, not a curated record